Messenger RNA from Limulus polyphemus (Atlantic horseshoe crab), 2871 nucleotides. RefSeq names its product BRCA1-associated RING domain protein 1-like. The record is from RefSeq and is a predicted model, not a curated record. The transcript has 10 exons. Gene Ontology annotation, molecular function: protein binding. NCBI's taxonomy places the organism in Eukaryota, Metazoa, Arthropoda, Merostomata, Xiphosura, Limulidae. Bases 3 to 2138 code for a protein of 711 amino acids.
AAAUGGCAACCUGGGAACGAACGAGAAAUUGUUUGGUAUUAUUAGAGAAAAGUUUGUCAUGCAAACUUUGUGAUGGCAUCUUAGAUGAUCCUUUUAUUAUUGGAAAUUGUGAGCAUGUGUUUUGCAAAAAAUGCAUCACAAGGCAUCAGGGUAAUUUCUGUCCACUCUGUUUCAUGCCCUCAGCUGUUAAAGAUGUACAGAGUGACAGUCAGAUGGGAACUCUUCUGAAACUGCUUAAUGAAUUGAAAACUUUACUUAACCAGAAUCAACAGAAUAAUGAUUUUAUUCCCAACCACACUAUCCAAAAUGAGAGCCAGGUAAACAAAGACUUUGUUGAAGAACCGGAAAAAUGUAUACCUACACUGUUUUCUAAGAAACAACAAAAUGAUAAUAUUGCUGGAGAACCUAAUAACAAAAUAUCUACAAAGAAUCAGCAAAAGAUUGAUAUUGUUGAAAAAGCUGUGGAAGACCACUGUAAUACUGAUAUUAAUCAACUGAACAAUGAUUCUCUCAAAGAAUCUAAGAACUUGGCAUCAUCAUGGAACCAAGGAAACAGCACUUAUUAUGAAGAGUCUAAGAAUAUUUUAAACCAAGCCCAACAGCAUGAAAAUGCUGCUAAUUUAGCUGAAGAAAAAGAAACCACAAAAGAGAGUCAAAACCAUGUACCACCUAAAGGUAGGAACUUAACCUCCAGCACUAUUGAAAAAUCUCCCAGCAGUCGUCAUGAGUUACCUAAAGGUUACCAGUUAGAUGUUGAUAUGUCAUCACCUUGCUGUCCUAAGAUUGAAUACAUUAGUGAAAGUGCAAACAAAAAGACAAAAAAAACAAUUAAGGAGUAUGUAAAAAGAAAAGAGAGUGAGUCAUUACACUGUAAAGAAACCCUGGAAAAUUAUUCAACGAGAAAUUCAUCACCAUCUCCUAGACAGUUGCCAACCUGUACUACUCCUAUAUGUACUCGCCGUCUUCGACAAUCUCUAAGUAGCCCUGGUGGCAGUCCUGCAAAUUCUUCACCUGCAGUAAUCAAACGAAAUGCUAAAGGAGAAACACCUUUACACGUAGCAACUAUUAAGGGAAACAUUAGUAGAGUCAGAGAACUUCUUGCAGAUGGUGUUAAUCCUAAUGUCAAGGAUAAUGCAGGGUGGACUCCAUUGCAUGAAGCUUGCAAUCAUGGACAUAAACAGAUUGUUGAAGUGCUGCUUGAUCAUGGGGCAUUCAUCAAUGUUCCAGGAUUAGACAAUGACACUCCUCUUCAUGAUUCUGUGAACAAUAUGCGUUUGGAGAUUGUUGAACUACUAGUAACUAGAGGAGCUGACAUACAUGCCAGGAAUUUGUAUGGAUAUACUCCAUUGGAUGUUGCUAAAACUCGAGAAGUGAGAGAUUUUCUUGAAAGAUGUUUUCAGAAGGCUCCUGUAACAACAUAUGAAAAUAAUUUGAUGGUGUGUAAUGAGCAGCCUGAACAGUUGGUCUUAUUAGGUACAGGACUGAAUAACAUCCAGAAAACUCAGCUUCAGAAGUGUGCUUCCUUGCUCAAAGGAUCAUUAGCUUCUAAUUUUUCUUCAGACGUUAGUCAUAUUGUUGUAGCCUGCAACAAAAAUGGAUAUUGCCAACGAACUUUAAAAUACCUGCACGGAGUCCUGACUGGGAAGUGGAUUGUAACAUUUCAGUGGGUAGAAGUGUGUUUAGAAGACAAACAAAGAGUUGCUGAAGAAGGGUUUGAAGUACCGGGAACAACAAAUCAGCCAAAUAGCAAUGGUGCCACAAGAGGAAGACUUAACAAACAGAAACAAUUACCAUCAUUGUUUGUUGGCUGCCACUUCUAUUUCCAUGGCAACUUUGUUAGCCCGUGUCCUCCAAAAGAAGAUUUAAUUGCUUUAGUAAAGGAGGGAGGUGGUGUAGUGCUUACACGAGAACCACGACCAGAAGUACUGGAAAUGGAGAAACCUACUGUACCUUACCAUGCUGCACCAUCAAGUGACUUAUCUAGUGUUUCCUACUUCAUUGUCUCUCAGAAUACAACUACUGGCUAUCGUUACAACCUCAAAAGUCCACUAAUUUGUCAUGUCUCAUGUUUCUGGUUACUAGAUUGCAUUGGUGCCUUUGAAAUCCUUGGAGUAGAUGGAAUCAUUAAAAACCAAUAACUUUAAUGUUUUAACUAUUUUCAAAACUGAAAACAUUAGGUUCUAUUUUCUAAAUCACCCUAAGGAAUGUAUUUUUAUUUCUAAUUCAUAAAGUUAUUUCUUUUCAGCUGAAUAUAUUUUCAAUUAUUCCUUUCCAUAUCAUUGAUGUUGAAAACGUAAACUACUAUACUUCAAAAGUUUUUAUUCUAGACCUACUAUAACAAAAUCUAGUUCAAAAUAAUUGAUACUCUCACCAAAAUUUGCAAAGCUGGAACUUAGUAUUUGAGAUAUCAAUAGUUAAUUCAUCUGAGAAAAAAAGAAGAAAAAGUGAACUUUAAAACUAUAAUCUUGAUUUCUAUACAUCAUGGAAAAAUAAUCUUAGUUGUGUAAAUAUUCAGAAAAAAUAUUGGGUAUAGUUAAAUAUAUAUAUAUAUAUAUAUAUAUAUAUAUAUAUAUUUAUUUUACUGUCAUUGCUUUGGUCUACUAACUAACUUUUGUCUAUUUUCUUGGAAAAUUAAAUUGGUAGUAUCCAUCUCAAUAUUUGUUGGUAUUAUACAAACAUAGUAUUCUUACAUGCAUUAAAAAUAUGAUUUAAUUGUGAUCUUGAACUUGAAAACCUAAAUUUGUAAUAGGAUUAAACACUAUACAAUUUUAGAUAAAAUAAAUAAUAGUUAAAAGGUACCCAUCAAUGUGUGAAAGGUCUCUCAAAAUCCUCAAUUAUUUAGGAAAUAAAAAGUAUUUUUUAAAUUUUAAU